Messenger RNA from Linum tenue, 2725 nucleotides. Lineage: Eukaryota; Viridiplantae; Streptophyta; Magnoliopsida; Malpighiales; Linaceae. The record is from the annotation of a GenBank genome assembly.
CAACCACGGGACAGAAGACCAGAUGGCUCCCCGCACUCAUCGCCCCCUUCUUCCCUCCCUCUUCAUUCCUUUCUGUCUUCUUCGUCCCGCAAAAUUCACUCCCUUCCUUCCCAGUUCUUCUUCUUCUUCCUUGGCCAGCCCAAUUUCUUCAAGCAGCAACAGCAAGAGCAAGCUACCCAUUUCGAGUACCAGUUCCUGCUUCAGAUUCAAAAUCCCCCACCGUUUUGGAGCUGCUCGGGAGAAAGGGUAUUGAUAAUCCACGAUUGCAAUUUCAGAGGAGAGCAAAGCGGGGAAGAAGGGAACGCCAUGAAUCAAUCAAUUAAUCCAUCAAUCCGCAGUUGGGAUUGUUGAGAACUCAGAAAGGCGGAGAUUUCCCUUCAAGCCCCACAAACAUUCAUUCCCCUUUCUUCUUUAUGUAAUGCAUCAGAAGAAAUCAGAAGUCCAAAUCGGAAAAGAAAGCAGCGGCGUCUCUUCCGAUUUCAACCCUACCCCUCCACUUCUCUUCCCCCCACCGCCCCAUCCCUCUUCCGCCACCACUGACCACCACCGCCCCCUCAACCAUGAUUCCUCCACCACCGCCGGCGCCCUGCCUUUCCUUCCUCCUCGGAUUCUCGUCGAUUUCGCCGACGAGACCCCUAAUGACCCAAUUGCCCCCUCCCCUUCAUCGGCUUCUUCUGCAUCUACCCCCUACAAGCGGACCCUUUUGACCCACCAACAUCACCACGCCCUCGCUGCUCCUCCCCCUCCUCCACCGCCUCUGCCUCGCCGCUCUUCCUCCCUUUCCAAAUCACCCACCAUCUACCAUUUCUCUCCAUCCUCCUCUCCUCACCACCAUCAUCACCCGCUAUUGACCCUCUCCAUCGCUGCCAAAUCCACCGCCCUUCGGUUCCUCCGCCGCUUCCGCCACUUCCGGCGUAUCCGGGUCCAUCUCCGUCUAAUCCUUCUCCUCUCUCUCCCCUUCUUCUACUUCCUCGUUUCCCAUCCCAGCCACUCCUUUUUCCUCGACUUCUUCUCUGCUUUUGCCUUCUCGUCUGUUCUCUUGUUCUCCCUCAAUCUCGCCCUCCCUCGGCUCCCUUCAAUCCGGCUGUUCCUUGCCCGCUCCUUUCCCAUCAAGCUCGCUGCUACCUCCAAGCCACCGUUGCCUGUGUUCUGGUCGAUUGGUUCCAGACCCAGAUCGGAAAAAAGAGGUAAUUCUGGUUGUUGGGUUCAGGUUUACAGCAACGGGGACGUCUACGAGGGCGAAUUCCACAAAGGUAAGUGCUCCGGGAGUGGAGUGUACUAUUAUUACAUGAGCGGGAGGUACGAGGGGGAUUGGGUUGAUGGCAAAUAUGAUGGCUAUGGAGUGGAAACCUGGGCCAGAGGAAGCCGCUACAGAGGCCAAUACAGGCAAGGUCUUCGUCAUGGGUUUGGAGUUUAUAGAUUCUAUACUGGAGAUGUCUACGCUGGGGAAUGGUCUAAUGGCCAAAGCCACGGCUGUGGAGUUCAUACUUGUGAAGAUGGUAGUAGGUAUGUCGGAGAAUUCAAGUGGGGUGUCAAGCAUGGUCUUGGUCACUACCAUUUCAGGGUGUCUUAAGGGUCUUCUUCUGCUUACUUGCAUUGAUGCGGAUAGUUGAAGUUGGAUGGUCAAGAAUAAAGCUCUUUUUCCGUUGGACGGAAGCACUACCCCUGUCUUUGACGUUUACCUUAUACAUGGGGCUAGGAAAGCUAUAUAGCUUAGCAGGGUUUCCCCCCCUUCCUCUCGUCUCUAAGUUGAUGGAAUGGACGGCAUUAUCAUUUGAUAGUGGGAGGAAAUGGAAGGUGGAGAACAACAGAAACGGUGAUACGUAUUCUGGGGAAUAUUUUGCGGACAAGAUGCAUGGAUUUGGGGUGUACCGUUUUGCAAAUGGGCAUAGAUAUGAAGGAGCCUGGCAUGAGGGUAGAAGACAAGGGCUUGGAAUGUAUACAUUCAGGAAUGGGGAGACACAAUCAGGUCAUUGGCAGAAUGGAAUACUUGAUGUUCCAAGUACUCAGAAUACAACUCCUCCUGCCUCGCCUGUUGCUGUUUAUCAUUCUAAAGUACUCAACGCAGUACAGGAAGCAAGGCGGGCUGCAGAGAGGGCUUACGAUGUGGGGAAGGUGGACGAGAGGGUGAAUAGAGGCGUAACAGCAGCUAACAGGGCAGCCAAUGCAGCUAGAGUAGCAGCGGUUAAGGCUGUCCAGAAACAAAUGCAUCAUCCUAACCAUCUGGAGAAUGUACUUCCAAUCCCGAUCGUGUGAAAUGCAAAUGCCAGGGAAGCGGCAGUUUUUCCAUGUCAUCCUCCGUCUCAUCCCACUUUGUGUCAGAUCUGGAAAUGACUCAACGCUGUGCCACUGGAAUGGAGAAGAGCGAUUGGAAGAGAUUGGCCAGUUCCAUUUUUGUUAUAACCUUUAUGUUUUUGUAUACAAGCAAAGCCUUUGUGUCCUAAGAGAUAGGGAGUAGAAGAAAGGAGUAUGAGUCCUGAGUGUGUGAGUGAGCUCUUGAGCCUGUUUCUUGGGUUCUGUAUAGAUGAGUUUAGAUAGUAGGAGCACAGGUGAAACCUCUGCUCGGCACUGCAGACAUAUUUGUAUUCAUUAUGCGGAUAUUGUUAGAGAAGGAAGUUGGCAAUCAAUGUUUGUUCCUUCCUUCCCUCCUAGUGAAAGAGGAUCAGGUCUUUUUUUCUCUUCAAUUCGAAGACCUCUGGCUUCAAGGACACUGAUGAUAACAAAG